AUGACCACACGCACGCAACAAGCUCGCUGCUCCGGCCAAGAGCUCCGGCUACACGUCAGAAACGCCAUCAACAUCAUGCAGCGCAAGGACAAAGCAACCACCGAGAAACGCAAAGAACUCCGCCGCUUCUACCUGACCAACAUUCGCCCUCUCUUCGAGACCUUCUUCCAGACCAAUAGCACGGCGACCGACAUACUCACCAAUGCAACGCUAUCGGGAGGACUCGAGUCAGCUUUAGGCGGCGCAAAAAGAGUUGUGAAGGAAAUGUACUUUGGCGAAAACCUUUGCGACGAUAUCGAUGUCAUCAUCGCCGGACUCCCCGAGGAUCGUAAAGCGGAGUGUGAGGAGUCUUACGAGAAUGGGRCCCAUCGAAUCGUUAUCAAGAUUGAUAUUUUGAAACAUACUUCGGAAUGGGAAUUCUUCGGGUCUCUGGUACACGAAUUCUUGCAUGCGGUUGUCAGAAGCCAUCGAUGCCAUUGCAGAUCUCUGGCUUGUAUUACGUCUUCUAGACGUAUCGAACAAGUUGGAUUGACAGGACACGGGCAAUACUUCCAAAUGCUCGCUGAUGCGGCAGAGAAGUUGAGCGCCAGGGUAUGGAAGGAAAGGCGUCCGAUGGACAUGGGGAUAAGGGAGUCUGUGAUUGGUGAAUUGGAAUGUGGGACGCGUGGAAAAAACGAGAAGGAGAUGCUGCAAUUCGCGAGAGAAGCUCUUGGUUGGUUCAAGGGGGGCAUCGCUUUCAAUAUGCAUUUCUCGCAGCCUGACGUACGGAUUGAUCAAUGA
Molecule: messenger RNA, 780 nt
Organism: Ramularia collo-cygni
Lineage: Eukaryota; Fungi; Ascomycota; Dothideomycetes; Mycosphaerellales; Mycosphaerellaceae
Exons: 1
Coding region: 1-780 (259 amino acids)
Source: RefSeq, a predicted model, not a curated record